AUGGCCGACGGGAUCGAGCCUAGCUUCCAGGCCGCCAUCGAUGCUGGCAAGAUCAACGGCGCAGUUAUCUGUGCAACGGACACCGAAGGCGGUUUUGUUUACAACAAGUCUAUUGGCGAGCGUACCCUGCUCUCAGGCGAGAAGCGCCCGCAGCAACUAGAUGAUGUCUUAUUCCUAGCCUCAGCCACCAAGCUAGUCGCCUCCAUCGCCGCCCUGCAGUGCGUCGAUGAUGGCCUGCUAACGCUUACCGGGGACCUAUCGUCCAUUGCACCAGAAUUUGCUGUGCAGCAGGUCAUCACCGGCUUCAACGAUGACGAUACCCCCAAACUCGAGCCGGCAGCGCGACCCAUCACGCUUGAAAUGCUGCUGACCCAUAGUUCCGGCCUAUCCUACCAUUUCUUCAACCCGCUCAUCGCCCGGUGGCGCGAGAAAUUCGCACAGUCUGAUCAAGACAAUCGGCGCCGGGUUGAGGAACUGUUCUGCUACCCGCUCGGCUUCCAACCCGGCGCUGGCUGGAUGUAUGGUCCCGGGCUUGACUGGGCGGGCCGCAUAGUAGAGCGGGUGACAGGUCACACUUUGUUAGAGCGUAUGCAGCAGCGCAUCUUCGACCCGCUUGGCAUCUCCGACGCCCAAUUCUUCCCUGUUACGCGGGAGGACUUGCGCUCCCGCCUGGUCGAUCUUAACCCGCAAGACCCUGAUGCACUCGGUCGCGCCGUGCUCGGCGGCGGAGGGGAUAUGAAUAAGCGCACGAAUGGGGACUUUGGUGGCCAUGGAUUGUUUAUGUCUGGUGCUAGCUAUGUCAAGAUUCUCCACUCUCUACUUGCCAACGACGGCAAAGUACUCAAACCUGCUACCGUCGACGACAUGUUCCAGCACCAUCUUAGCCCCGAAGCGACGGCUAGGCACCAGGCUGAGCUGGUCAGCCCUCAAAAGGGCGUAUUCUUUCGCGUAGGUGUCGACCCCGAAACGAAGAUGGGCUACGGCCUGGGUGGCCUGAUCACGCUGGAAGAUGUGGAUGGCUGGUAUGGUGAACGUACAAUGUCAUGGGGCGGUGGGCUGACCCUCGCCUGGUUUAUCGACCGCAAGAACGACCUUUGCGGUAUGGGUGCUGUCCAGGCCACACAGCCGGUAGACAUCAAGGUGAUGGAAGAGCUGAAGCAGACUUUCCGGAAGGACAUUUACCGCAAGCGUGCAGCGUGGAAAGAGCGUGCAGUAGGAUAA
Molecule: messenger RNA, 1221 nt
Organism: Talaromyces proteolyticus
Lineage: Eukaryota; Fungi; Ascomycota; Eurotiomycetes; Eurotiales; Trichocomaceae
Product: putative transesterase
Exons: 1
Coding region: 1-1221 (406 amino acids)
Source: RefSeq, a predicted model, not a curated record